Macrobrachium nipponense is the source of this 1492-nucleotide messenger RNA. RefSeq lists its product as uncharacterized. The record is from RefSeq and is a predicted model, not a curated record. NCBI's taxonomy places the organism in Eukaryota, Metazoa, Arthropoda, Malacostraca, Decapoda, Palaemonidae. The coding region runs from base 131 to 694 and encodes 187 amino acids. The transcript has 4 exons.
AAUAUCCCCAAAUAUUGACGAAUUGGUCGCAGGCUUCUAGAACAUACUUCAUAGACAGGUUCCUUUUUGACCGUCAUUCAGUUCUUUACAGACCAUAGCUUUACACGCGUCGUAAGGGUUAGUACCGAAAAUGACAAGAUCAUCUCUAGUCUUAUUGCUAAUGGUGGUCCUAACUGGACAAGUACAGUACGGGUCGGCCUUACCUCCUAUUGCAGCUCUCCUCGGUGACUUGAGCAAGAUUGUGAAAUCUGUAUUGCCAGGCUAUAAAUACUGCCCUCCGCCAUACCACCAUGUCCUGGGGGAGUGCUACUACGUCCACCAAUACAUUCCUCAGCUGACCUGGAAGGAGGCACAGCGCUUCUGCAAGCAAGCUGGAGGUAUUGGGGCUGAGCCCAAAUACUUCAGCGCUGUCAUCGCCGAACUUUAUAACAUGGGCAGAGCCAAAGAAAUCUACAACGGAGAACUCUCCCGUCUUUGGCUCGGAGGCCGCCGGGUGGGAAACACGUCGACCUUCGAAUGGUCGCAUUCGGGAAGGCCCAUCGAGGUGGUUCAGGCGGACGUCAUUGACGACCCCACCGCCUUCUACGACGUCGACUUCGGGGACUGCAUCAUGGUGUUCCUCUCGCCCACCGGGCCACUGCUCGCCGCCAAGGACUGCGACACUCGUGGGCACUACAUCUGCCAGCUCCCCUGAGCAUGACGUUGAGUUUAUUGGAGGCGGUGGAAAACGAGCGCAAUUUCCGACGCGUUUCAGUCACUGGACCCUAAAUUUUGGCGCCACAUAACCAAUAUAUCAUUCUCCCAAAGAUAAUUUUGAAGCCACGCUUUGUCGGUAUGUGAAGCUUUCCUUUUGCCAAGUUGCAAGAUAAUUAAAAAUGUUAGAGCUGUUACUUAACCUUUUCCAAAACACUAAAUUCUUUUCUCGUUGAUGGCAGAUCUGAAAUCUGAAAAAUUCAUAAAGGUGACACGCCACAAAAAAUGAACACGUUUGGCUUCAUUUCCGCCACGAAUAUUGGCUGUUACAUAGUUGUCAAUUUUGGCUACUUAGUUGUCGUUUUGGUGGCGAAAUACUAAAAGGUGCCAAAAAGAGCUCUCGUUGGAAACCGCCUUUGGUGUGAUAUUGGAUAAUCCAUGCCUUUUCUAAAUGUUGAUCAUUUCUUAAUUUCGGAAGGAUCACCAGGAAAAGAAAAGUAAUCUUCAUCCGAAUUUCUCUAUCAAUUUGCAUAUUGCAUAGCUCUCAUGCUUCUUUGCACAUAUUAUAUGAGUUUUUAUAAAAUAGGAAAGCUGUUGCAUUUUUUGCAAACUUAUAUAAUACUUGCUUAAUUGUGUAUCUUUAUAUUUUUUUAAGGUUUGUAACCUCUGCAAAAAUUAGAAAUUACCAAUAAACUUUAGGGUAUUAUUCAUGAUCUUACAUAAGUAUUUACCAGAAUAUGUCCAUUAUUAUUACCCAAAAAGUUAUAUUUACUCAUAAAUAAAUAUCUUCUCAUUUUCA